Molecule: messenger RNA, 414 nt
Organism: Pisolithus orientalis
Lineage: Eukaryota; Fungi; Basidiomycota; Agaricomycetes; Boletales; Pisolithaceae
Exons: 4
Coding region: 1-414 (137 amino acids)
Source: RefSeq, a predicted model, not a curated record
AUGGGAUGGCCUGCACAUUGGUUUGCAAACCUAGUAAUGGACUUGAAUCAGCUUAAUAGCUUGAUUCUGGUGAUGGUGUCACAUGCCAGUUAUACUCCUCCCCUCCCAGCAUGCUACCAUGCACACCUCAGACACCAACAUGAUGAGCCAAUUCCCCUUAGCACAUUUUGCAUCAUCAACAAUAUCAGCACCUUUGUCCUGUAUUGGACCCCACAUGCAGCUGAUCCCAAUUCUGGCUUUGCAUUCCCUUGGUGGUUAUAUCAUUCUGAGGAAUACACAGUGGAUUCCCAAAGAUUGCAAGGCGAGGGGUUGUUUUCCAUGGCCUGGGAUUUUUUAAGUUGGGGUCAACAAAUUGACCAUUUCUAUGCUAGGUGGUGGGCAUUGCAUGGGUUGUUGGGCAUGCCACUUCAAUAG